CCUCGAUGCAUUUCCUUGCCAUUAUUUAAGGAGCCUUUACUAAAAGCUUUUGGAUUGUGUUUCUGAGUGGACAAGAGAUUUUUGUAUCCAAAAUGCUCAUAAAGGAAUAUCGUAUUCCUCUUCCGAUGAGCGUGGAAGAAUAUCGCAUCGCCCAGCUCUACAUGAUACAGAAAAAGAGCAGAGAGGAGACAUGCGGGGAGGGCAGCGGGGUGGAGAUCCUGGAGAACAGGCCCUACGUGGAUGGCCCGGGGGGCAGCGGGCAGUACACCCACAAGGUUUAUCACAUCGGGAUGCACAUCCCCAGCUGGUUCCGCUCCAUCCUGCCCAAAGCAGCUCUGCGUGUCGAAGAGGAGUCCUGGAAUGCUUAUCCUUACACAAGGACAAGGUACACGUGUCCUUUUGUGGAGAAAUUCUCAAUUGAUAUUGAGACAUACUACAAAACUGACCCAGGAGACCAUAGCAACGURUUCAACCUUUCUGCUGCAGAAAAAAGACAGACCAUUUUAGAUCUUAUUGAUAUUGUUAAAGAUACUAUCCCUCCACAUGAAUACAAAGCUGAGGAGGAUCCAAAGCUCUAUAAAUCAGUGAAGACUAAAAGAGGGCCUCUCUCAGAAGACUGGAUUCAAGAGUACAAGAACAACUCUGGGAAAUACCCCAUCAUGUGUGCAUACAAACUGUGCAAAGUGGAGUUCAGAUACUGGGGGAUGCAGUCGAAAAUCGAGCGCUUUAUCCACGAUGUUGGGCUGCGGAAGGUGAUGGUCCGGGCRCACCGACAGGCCUGGUGCUGGCAGGACGAGUGGUACGGGCUCACCAUCGAGGACAUCCGGCAGCUGGAGAAGGAGGCCCAGCUGAUGCUGGCCCAGAAGAUGGCCCAGUUCUGCAGUGAGAAUGAGGCAGAGCAGCACGGUGUCAAGGACACUCCUGGGGAGAAGGACGUGGAGGCCAGCACGGGGUCACCUGCUGACACCGAGGAYGCCUCUGCGAACAGCGACGGGGCCUCUGGCAGGUCACUCACCAAGCAAUGGUCCACCUCCUCCAAAUCCUCACGGUCUUCAAAGAGAGGAGCAAGUCCCUCKCGCCAUAGUAUCUCCGAGUGGAGGAUGCAGAGCAUUGCCAGGGAUUCAGAUGACAGCUCAGAUGAUGAAUUCUUUGAUGCACAUGAGGACUUGUCUGACAAUGAGGAAAUGUUCCCGAAAGAAAUAACCAAGUGGAGUUCCAACGACCUGAUGGAUAAAAUUGAAACCGCCGAAUGCGAUGAUGUCCAGGGUGACUUGUACCAGGAGACACCAGCUGAGUACCAGGUUGGCUCCAGCGUGGAGAGGCUCAGCAUCAUCGAGGAUGAAUCAGUGCAGCCAUUAAUGCAGCCGAGUAAAAUCCACGUGCUCCUCUUGGUCCUGCACGGAGGGAACAUCCUGGACUCAGGAAGUGGUGACCAGAGCUCCAAACAAGGGGAUGUCAACACCAUCACRACCGUGUUUGACACGGUGAUGAGGGUGCAUUACCCAGCUGCUCUUGGCCACAUUGCCAUCAAACUUGUCCCCUGCCCAGCCAUCUGCUCCGAAGCGUUUUCCUUGGUGUCCAGCCUCAGCCCAUACAGUUAUGAUGAGGGCUGCCUGUCCAACAGCCAGGAUCACAUUCCCCUCGCUGCGCUGCCCCUGCUCGCCACRUCCUCCCCGCAGUACCAAGAAGCCGUGGCCACUGUCAUUGUCAGAGCCAACCAGGCCUACAGUGAGUUCAUCAAAUCCCAGGAGGGCACCUCCUUCAAYGGCCAGGUGUGCCUGGUAGGGGACUGUGUUGGAGGGAUCCUGGGAUUUGAUGCCUUAUGCUACAGCAAUCAGACCGUGUCCGAGAGCCAGAACAGCAGCCGGCGAGGGAGCGUGGUCAGCGUCCAGGACACSGAUCUUCUGUCUCCUGGAAUAACAGUGAACAACAGCCACUGCUCCAGUGGCUCUAAUCUGGAAGGCAGCAGACACCUCAGCAGGAGCAACAUUGAUAUUCCUCGGAGCAAUGGAGAGGAUCCAAAGAAGCAGCUGCCACGAAAAAGGAGUGAUUCAUCCACCUAUGAACUGGACACGAUAAAGCAGCAUCAAGCCUUUCUUUCAAGUUUACAUUCCAGUGUCCUGAGAAACGACCCCACGUCCAGGCGAUCCAGCAGCUCCAUGGUGCUGGAUGGAGGAAACAUUGGGAAGUUUGACUUUGAGAUCACCGACUUCUUCCUCUUCGGUUCUCCCUUGGGUCUGGUGCUUGCGCUGCGYAAAACUGUAAUUCCAGCUCUUGACAUCUUUCAGCUSAGACCAGCUUGUCAGCAGGUCUAUAACCUGUUCCACCCUGCAGACCCAUCUGCUUCACGCCUCGAGCCUCUUUUGGAGAGGAAGUUUUACCUUUUGCCCCCCUUCAAUAUUCCCCGGUACCAGAGGUUCCCRCUGGGCGAUGGCAAUUCUGCUGUUUUGGUUGAGACAAUCCAGAACAAUCCCAUCCUCCUCAUGGAAAGUAGCCCUCUGGGUGCUCUCCAGCACCAGGACAGCUUCAUGGAAACAAGUAUCCCCGUUCCCGUACUGAAUUGGCAAGAUGUUUCCAAUAAAAGUGCUGGUUGUGCUGAGUCAGAUGUUGUUCAGUCUCAUGGUGCCGUCUUCGUGGAAAACGCGUCCCUGUCCACCCCCAUUUCAGCCCCUCAGUUCAGGGGCUUCCGGAGAGCCAGUGAGAUCAGCAUUGCCAGCCAGGUCUCAGGAAUGGCAGACAGUUUCACUGCUUCCAACAUAGCCAACAAAACCAAACACCACCCUAAUCAUUGUAGGGGGUUUAGCCUUCUGUCCCAACUUGCCCUCCCUCACAAAUCCCCCACCCAAAGCUCGUUCAGGAGGCGUAGGCAGCAUAAACACCAAAUCCCUGCCAAGGGAAGGAAGCUCAAAGGGCCACGGAGCCGGGCUGCAGGCUGUGCUCUUCGGAUACCAGACCUGGACAUCAAGACAGUUGCUGCCAAGUGGUGGGGAACCAAGCGGAUUGACUACGCCCUGUACUGCCCCGAUGCCCUGACAGCCUUCCCGACCGUGGCGCUGCCUCACCUCUUCCACGCCAGCUACUGGGAGUCCACGGACGUUGUCUCCUUCCUGCUCAGACAGGUGAUGAGACACGAGAACUCGAGYGUUUUGGAGCUGGAUGGGAAGGAGGUGUCAGUGUUCACCCCCUCCAAGCCCCGGGAGAAGUGGCUCCGCAAGAGGACCAACGUGAAGCUCCGGAAUGUCACAGCCAACCACAGGAUCAACGACACCAUUGCUAACGAAGAUGGGCCCCAGACCUUAACUGGGAGGUUCAUGUAUGGUCCCUUAGACAUGGUCACCCUCACGGGAGAGAAGGUGGACAUCCACAUCAUGACGCAGCCACCAUCGGGGGAGUGGGUGUACUUCGACACGGAGAUCAGCAACAGCAGUGGCAGGAUUUCCUACGAGAUCCCCGAGGAGCGGCGCCUCGGCAUCGGCGUCUACCCCGUCAAGAUGGUGGUCAGGGGUGACCACACGUUUGCUGACAGCUACAUCACGGUGCUGCCCAAGGGGACGGAGUUUGUGGUGUUCAGCAUCGACGGCUCCUUCGCAGCCAGCGUSUCCAUCAUGGGCAGCGACCCCAAAGUCCGCGCCGGGGCCGUGGACGUUGUAAGGCACUGGCAAGACCUCGGCUACCUCAUAAUCUAUGUCACGGGCCGCCCUGACAUGCAGAAGCAGAGGGUGGUGGCGUGGUUAGCACAGCACAACUUCCCCCACGGGAUCGUGUCCUUCUGCGAUGGGCUCGUUCACGACCCGCUGCGGCACAAGGCCAACUUCCUGAAAUCCCUCAUCACCGACCUCCACAUGCGGAUCCACGCGGCGUACGGAUCCACCAAGGACAUCUCUGUGUACAGCUCCAUCAGCCUCCCGCCCACRCACAUCUACAUCGUUGGCAGACCCACCAAGAAGCUGCAGAGCCAGUGUCAGUUCAUCACGGAGGGCUACGCUGCCCACCUGGCCCAGCUGGAGUACAACCACCGCGCGCGCCCCGCCAAGAACACCACGCGCAUGGCGCUGCGCAAGGGCAGCUUCGGGCUGCCCAGCCAGGCCGAGUUCCUGCGCAAGAGGAACCACCUGCUGAGGACCAUCUCGUCCCGUUCCGAGCGCACCCAGAGCCAGUCGGACAGCGACAAGGACAGGGACAGGGAGCGCAGCCAGAGGAGCAUGAGCAUCGCCACGGGCUGCUGGGGCCGCAGCGCCGCCUCCCGCCUCGAGUCCGGCCUCUUGGGGCAGAAAUAGCCGGGCYGGAGCCGGGAUUGUCAGCUGCAGCCACCGGAGGAGAAAACAAAAGGGAAGAGGGACGAGGCCGGCGUUUCGGGCUGGAAGGGUAAAUAUGGUGCUACUCUAAUAAAAUGGUAUUCUGGGAAGAGACAGGAUGUUUGCCACGCAGAACGCGCAGGCCUUGCAGCGAGAGCGUCAGGUUUGUGCAGCGUGAGCCCAAGGAACGGCUGGAAAUCGGGGGGGACGYCUCCAGAGGAAGAUGGAGCUCUCUCCUGCCUCCUUCUCUUAUCCAGGGUCCGUGACUGUAAAUACGUGCCUCCUCGCCUUGUCAGCCAUCGCUCCGAUCCGGUGACCGAGCGCUGUCCUCAGAGCCACAGCAGGGCAUGAGGCUGGGGGAACUUGUUCUGGGCUGUCCUGGGAGUCAGGGGGGCUCUGCCAGCACAGGGGAUCGGGGUUGGGUCACUCRCUGCUCCCCCAGCCCCGAGUGAGGGAUUUGUCGUGGGCUGUGCCAGGCAGAGCACCGAGAGCUUUACCUGCACAGAGAGCUCCGAGUGCAGCCGCGUUCUCGAGGAGUUGGUGCAGGGCAAAGCUGAAGCUGUGUCGAUGCCCUUGGCAGAGGCAGAAUGUCGGCAGAUCCGUGCCCAAGACAGCGGGGUCCUUAUUGUURUUACUGUUAUUUUUUAAAGAGACCUUUUAGAAGCCGAUGGAAUUUAAUGUGUUGAUCUAUUAAAGAGGAAUACAAGCUAUUUUGUUUGAGCUGUUACAAACCUCAGACACUUAAUUUGCUGUUAAAGUCUCCAAAUAGUCCUGCUAUGUAUUAUUUCCAACAAGUAACCACCAUAUAUUUGGGAGCAGCUGAAGGCACUCAGCAGCUGGAUUGCAUUGCAGUUCUACUCAUCCAAAUGCAGGGUCUGACUCUCUCAACACCCACCUCUGAGACUUCUUUUCUUCCCAGGUUCUCUCCAAGUUCAGUAGCAGCUUUCAUGGGAACUAGACUUGCUUCUUUUACCUGUAGUUACUGAACUGUAAAACCUCAUUGUUUUUUGCACUGAUGAUUUUUAGAAUGGAAACCUGUUACCAUCUCAUGUAGCUACACCGGUGUUUGUAGUGCAUGAAAAUGAAAUAUUGCUAAGCCAGGGUGUGUGUGUGUAUCUAUACAUAUAUGCACACACACACAUAUAUAUAUGUACAUAGUUAAAAAAACAAACAAUCUGUGCAGAAGUUUUUCCAGCAGUAAGGAGACUGUAAGGAAGUGUGCCAACAAUGUCAGGCAACCUUAAGAAAAGGCCAUAUCUUAAUUUUUCUGGUGUGUUCCUCAGUGGAUGUGCCUGAGGCGCUGGGUUUGUGCUGCUGGGCGAGCCGGCGGGCGCGUGGCAGAGGGGCUGGCACCCCGGUGACACCCAGACAGGGACAGGGAACAGUGCCUGGAGCCAGGGCUUGCCAAAAAGCCCCUCAGUCCUGUCCCUCUGGGGCCAGCGAAGGUUCCCUCCUUGCACACACCCCUGGGGUGGAGGGGCAUCCACAGGGGAGGUUCUGGGGUGCCCAUUCACAGACUCCAGUUGGCCUCUUCACAUGGAGAUUUUAUAGUCCUACCGAGCUCCUCGACUGUGUGUAACCCCGCUUUCCCCACCACACCUUCCCGUCUUUGUAUCACUUUCUACUUCUGAGGAUCUUAUUUCUAACAGAGAAUUUUUUAGACUGGCUGCUUCAUUUUGUUACCUGUUUCAAUAAGAACGGUGCAGGAGGGCCGCACUGAGAUACACAGCACUGUGAACGCUGCUCUGCUCACUGCCUCUGGGCCACGUUAGGCAAACCCAACUCAUCCAGCUCCUGUGUUUGUGGUGUGGAGGGUCCAAGCCGAGGCAGAGCAGGGACAGUGCCAGCUGCCACCGGCACCCGAGCCCCUGGAGCGCUCACACCCGACUGCAAAAUGUUGAACCACUUCUCUUUGGUAAUUAUCCAAUUACAGAAUGUACCUGAUGGCUUCUUGUUACCAAAAACUGACUUCCCUUUCUGCUGACUCAGCUUGGUUCUCUCUGAAUGUACAUCCAGAGCUUUUACUGGGUUUGAAAACAAUGUGAAUUUGUCCCAGCUUUUUGCUAGCCCAAUGUUCUAUCAAACAGAUGCCAUCUGAGUAGGAAGCCAAGCCACAAUCCAUCCUGUGAAGUCACCAAACCACAUCACUAAAUAAUUUCUGCAAAUUUGGAUAUGGCCUUCGCAAAAUUCACCUUUCCUCAAAACCAAGGCAUGAUCUGUACAUUUUCCUGUGUUGACGAGAUGUUCACAUUUUCUUACGUGUA
Messenger RNA from Malurus melanocephalus (red-backed fairy wren), 6559 nucleotides. It is a transcript of the gene PITPNM2, whose product is annotated as phosphatidylinositol transfer protein membrane associated 2. Bases 93 to 4277 code for a protein of 1394 amino acids. The transcript has 25 exons. Gene Ontology annotation, biological process: phospholipid transport. Gene Ontology annotation, molecular function: phosphatidylcholine binding; phosphatidylinositol binding; phosphatidylinositol transfer activity. NCBI's taxonomy places the organism in Eukaryota, Metazoa, Chordata, Aves, Passeriformes, Maluridae. The record is from RefSeq and is a predicted model, not a curated record. Gene Ontology annotation, cellular component: cytoplasm.